AUGAAGCACCAUUUGAUGAUAGGGACGUGGACGCCUCCCGGAGCAAUCUUCACGGUAGAAUUCGACGACGAAGCCUGGACCUUGAAAUUGGUCAAGCGAACCGCCAUUCCUGAAGAUGAGCCUAUAUCAUGGAUGACGUUUGAUCACCAAAGAAAGAACAUCUAUGGAGCUUCCAUGAAGAAGUGGUCCAGCCACGCUGUCGACGCACCGGACAAUAUCUCACACGAGAUCUCACAUCCCAUGAGCCAUGACCCUCGGGCACAGAGCGCUGAGACCCGCACCAGGGCCAUCUUCGUUCUGGCAGCCAAGCAGCCACCUUACUGUGUCUAUGGCAACCCAUUCUACGAGCACGCAGGCUACGGCAAUGUCUUUUCUGUCGACAACACUGGCAAGCUCGACAAGAACAUUCAGAACUACGAGUACAGCGAAAAGUCGGCCAUCCACGGCAUGGUCUUCGACCCGACCGAGACGUAUCUGUACUCUGCCGACAUGUGGGCGGACAAAAUCUGGACACACCAAAAGGCAAGCGACGGCACGCUCACCUUGGUUGGCAGCGUCGAUGCACCUUCCACCGGCGACCAUCCUCGAUGGGUUGACAUCCACCCCGGCGGGAAGUAUCUGUAUGUGUUGAUGGAAGCUGGAAACAGGCUGGGUGAAUACGUGAUUGACGAAAAGACUCAUCUGCCUGUCUUUACGCACAACAUCUAUCCGUUGGUUCCUCCAGGUGUUCGAGAUCUCAAGAAGAUGUACAGAUCAGACGUGGUGUUUUGUUCCCAGAGUGGAAAACAUCUCUUCGCUACGGCGAGAUCCAAUUCGUCCAGCGUGACGGGCUACAUUAGCGCUUUCAAGCUGGGGCCGCAGGGGCAGAUCGAGCGUCAGUUAUGUAUCAGUCCAACGCCUAAUAGUGGUGGUCAUUCGAAUGCUGUCAGUCCGUGUCCGUGGACCGACGAGUGGUUGGCUUUGACGGAUGACCAGGACGGUUGGAUAGAGAUUUACCGGUGGCACGAUGAGUAUCUUUCCAGAGUGGCUCACUUGGAUAUCAAGGAGCCUGGGUUUGGCAUGAAUGCGAUAUGGUAUGACUAG
Molecule: messenger RNA, 1083 nt
Organism: Exophiala spinifera
Lineage: Eukaryota; Fungi; Ascomycota; Eurotiomycetes; Chaetothyriales; Herpotrichiellaceae
Exons: 4
Coding region: 1-1083 (360 amino acids)
Molecular function (GO): protein binding; 6-phosphogluconolactonase activity
Source: RefSeq, a predicted model, not a curated record